AUGUUUUCGUGUCACUUCCUGCUGCUCACCUGGGUGCUGCUCACCGCCAGAGUCCAGAGCCACAGCUGGAGACCCUGUACAGACCUGCUGCCUCUUGACCUUUUGUCCAAAGCCCUGCCCCCCCCAGGACAUGCCACGCCCACUCAGGUGCGGAUGGUUCAGUCCAAAGGUUCCAGAGGUCUCCGAUUGGCCAGCGCCGUGGCAGCACCUCUGAAUUUCCCCGCCUCCCAGAUCUUCACCAACUGUUACUACUUUCCCUCUGAGUUCUCAUUGGUUGCCACGGUGAAGAUUCAGACACUGAGACAGAAGACAAAUGAGUACAUCUUCUCUGUGGUGAGGGAGGGAUCUGAUUCGCUGUUGCUGGGGUUACGAGUGUCUAAGAACCGCCUCCACUUCUUGACCACAUCCCCUGGCCCUGGUGGGCGGAGCCGAAUGACUUUUAAGGACGUUGGAUUGGACAAUAACCGCUGGCACACAGUGGUGCUGGCUGUCACCGGGCCGUACGCCACGCUGACUGUCGACUGUGGACUUCCUCUGGAGCUUAAACAGGUCCAGCCCUUCCCCAGCCAUCUGAGCACCAGAGGGUCCCGGUUCUUCGUCGGCAGCAGGGGGCGGUGGAGGGGGCGCUUCUCCGGUUUACUGCGGCAGCUGGUGCUGCUACCCGGUUCGGACGCCACGCCCAGACUGUGUCCCUCGCCCGACCCCGCUCUGACUGAGCUGUCCAUCCCUCAGGUCCUGAAGACCACCCCCUUCCAGCCGGACCAGCAGGGACCAGUUUACACCUAUGAGGCCGAAGCCAGAGUGACUGUGGGAGAUCGUCCUCCCUGCUCGAGGCCGGAGCAGGGCCAGCUGUGGUUCAACGCUCAGGGGAAGGGUCUGUUCAUCUGUGACGGGCUGACCUGGAGGACGCUGCUGCAGAGUAAGCAGCGUCUGGAUUACGUGGAGGACUACCAGGACCUGUACACCCGCUCAGAGACCCUGGACGUCGAGGUCUUCUCCAUCCCGUCUGAGGGCCUGUUCAUGGCUGCAGCCAACAAGGACUCUCGGUCCGGCUCAGGUAUCUACAGGUGGACCAACGCCUCCUUCCAGCUCUACCAGAACAUCAGCACUCAGGAGGCUCGAUCCUGGAAACACUUCACCAUCGACGACAAGAUUUUUCUCGUGGUGGCGGCAAACUUCAGAGAGGCGGGGUCUGAGCGGUCUGUCAUCUAUCAGUGGCAUCGGCGGCGGCGGCGUUUCGUCCGUUAUCAGACUCUGGAGACUCACACUGCCCAGGACUGGGAGGCCUUUCGCAUUCACAACCACAGCUUCCUGGUCGUGGCCAAUCACAGACGAGAAAGAGACUCCAACCACAACAUCCACAGUGUGAUCUACAGGUGGAACCCCGACACAAAGCUAUUUGAGGUGAACCAGACUCUGCUGACGUCCGGAGCCUACGACUGGGAGUUCUUUACUGUGGGGCCGUACCACUUUUUGGUGGUGGCCAACACCUUUGACGGUCGAACCACCAUCAUCAGCUCCACCAUCUACGUCUGGCUGGACGGCUCCUUCCAGACCUUCCAGAGCAUCCAGAGGAUGAACUUGGGACAGCGCCCCCCUCAGGAUGUGUUUAGCUGGGGCAGUGCUGGUUACCUGUCCAGGUGGCAGGGUUACGAGGGCUUCGUUCCUGUCCACAGCCUGCCCACGUUCGGCUGCAGAGACUGGGAGGACUUCAGCACGGACGAAGGCUCCUUCCUCAUCUACUCCAGCGCCAAGUCCAGGCUCAGCAAGGUGUUCAAACUGAGGAACUACUGAGUGAAACCAUCCUGGAGAGACUCCUCUGAGGUCAUGUGAUCAUUCAGUGGACUGAACUUCCUGUGAGCUAAAUCCUGAGUUCAUCCUGAGGAGAACAUCAUUUAAAUCCAGCGAUAAAAACCCCAAAGAUUAAAGAUCCAUUUAUGCUGUUUGGACAUCAAGUCACAUUAAGCUCUGCUGACGAGGACAGUGCCUCUCUGACCCUGUGUGAUCCAUAAACCUCAGAAAUGAAUCAUCAGAUGACUCAAAAAUGAAAGUUGUCCAGUUUAAGUCAGCUGAUUACACUCAGAGAACCUCCCGUUUCACUGAAUCAUGGACGUGAAAACUUAAAAACAGACAGGUCUCAGCCUUCUUCAGAUUUUCCACCAAGUGCUCAAUAAGCACUCUAAACAAAAGAGCAUCAUUCACCUGGAUACACAAAUAUUUCCUUAAAUCUCCUCCUAAAGGAAAACACCAACGCUGAGAGAUCUCGGAGCGCUUACUGAAAAACCUCCAGUGACUCCUGCAGCUGAAACACAUCUCAGCACCGUGUCCUCUGCAUGAUGGCGCCUUUAACCGGAAACAUGUUCUCACAAUGUUAUUUAUACAAAAACAUGAAACGAGGCCUGAGAUGGGACCCUGCGGGACUCCCUCAGAGAGUCUGAGGAAACCGUUUCAUGUCACUGGGUUCAGUCGAUCAUCAGACAGAGCGGCACGCCACUGCUUCCUGUGACGCCCAUCUGUGUCUCUGGUCUGUCCGUGGACAGAUGUCAGAGACAGUUAUCGUAGGAGGUGGAGGUCCAGAUGUUCGUCCCAUCAGCUCUCCACAUGUUCAAGUGUUUUUCUCUGCUUUGUUCAGCAGUUUGUUUUCUACACUUUUGGUUCAUUCAGAGUCUUCACAUUUCAUUAAAUAUGAUGUUUUCUGACACUC
Messenger RNA from Neolamprologus brichardi, 2704 nucleotides. NCBI's taxonomy places the organism in Eukaryota, Metazoa, Chordata, Actinopteri, Cichliformes, Cichlidae. The record is from RefSeq and is a predicted model, not a curated record.